Symbiodinium sp. CCMP2456 is the source of this 1278-nucleotide messenger RNA. The record is from the annotation of a GenBank genome assembly. Lineage: Eukaryota; Dinophyceae; Suessiales; Symbiodiniaceae.
AUGCGCCAGAAAGAUCCAGUGAUCGCAGACAUGUUCGGCAACUGCUUGCCGAACACAUUGGACACUACCGUUCUGUUUCACGGUGUGGAUCAUGAGGGCUUGCCUGACACAUUCAUCAUCACAGGAGAUAUUCAUGCUAUGUGGCUUCGAGAUUCGACGAACCAGGUGUUGCCUUACAUCCGCUUUGUUGACAAAGACCCUGCACUCGAUGUGAUGUUACAAGGCUUGGUGCGUCGGCACACGAAGUCCGUACUCCUUGAUAGCUUCGCGAAUGCAUUCAACUUUAACGGCUCCAAACCUUCGCCCUGGGCUAGUGACAUCAGGUACCCCAACAUGACAAAUGCAGUCUAUGAAGGCAAGUACGAGAUGGACUCCCUGGCAGCGUUUCUGAAGCUUUCAAGGUCCUAUUGGCAGCAUUCUAACAACUCCUCGAUCUUUGACGAGAGGUGGCAGAGGGCUGUCAAGAAGGUGGUUUCAACGAUACAAGUCAUGCAAAGAGGCAUCGACGAGUACGCGAGCAAUCCGCCUUACAAGUUUCAGAGAGACACCUACGCCCCAACUGACACGCUGAUCCUAGAGGGCCUUGGCCCUCCAGGUGCCUCCUGUGGCUUGAGCCGCUCACCGUUUCGGCCCUCCGACGAUGCCACUCUGCUUCCCUUUCUGGUGCCAGCAAAUGCCAUGGCCGCGGUGGAGCUGAAGCACGUCGGGUUGAUGUGUCGCGAGAUCGGUUGCGAAGACACCCUGACCGGUUCGUUGGGAUCCUUGGCCGAGGAGUUGUCCAGCGCGGUGCACUUGCACGCCUCGUCGGCACAGGGCUUCGCAUAUGAGGUUGACUGUUACGGAAACAGCGUGUACAUGGAUGAUGCGAACGUACCUUCACUGCUCUCCUUGCCAUAUCUGGGCUUCGUGGAUCCAACGGACCCGCAAUACCUAGUCACGCGCCAGAGGGUGCUUUCUGGCAAGAAUCCCUAUUUCUUCAGCGGCUCGGCGGGUGAGGGCGUGGGAGGGCCCCACGUAGGGUAUGGCUACAUUUGGCCCAUGUCCAUCGCCAUGAGAGCGCUGACCUCAACGACAGAACUGGAGGUGGAGUGGUGUUUAGACAUGCUGAAGGCUACGACAAACUCUACAGGAUUCAUGCACGAGUCUUUCUGGAAGGACGACGCAGGCAAGUUCACACGGCCCUGGUUUGCAUGGGCCAACAGCUUGUUUGGAGAACUGAUCUUGAUGGUGGCGGAUCGAUUCCCCGGCUUGAUUUUUAACGCCGAGGUGUUGUCGUAA